Molecule: messenger RNA, 2504 nt
Organism: Nomia melanderi (Alkali bee)
Lineage: Eukaryota; Metazoa; Arthropoda; Insecta; Hymenoptera; Halictidae
Source: RefSeq, a predicted model, not a curated record
AAACAAAUAGAUCUUAUGCUAGAGGAAUGCAAGAAUGAUAUAAUAUCUGCACUUACUACUGAUUUACGUAGAUGUAAAUUUGAGACUAUUGCUUUGGAACUACUUAUUUCAAUAGGAGAAGUCAAGACAUUGCUUAUGAACAUUAAAGAAUGGUCAGCUGCAGAAAAGCCUCCAAAGUCAAUGAUUAACUUGUUGGACGGAGUUGAAAUUCGAAAGGAUCCAUAUGGUGUAGUUCUUGUUAUGGGAGCAUGGAAUUAUCCCUUUCAAUUAUGCAUAAUUCCUUUGAUGGGUGCCAUAGCUGCUGGAAAUUGUGUAGUUCUUAAACCAUCAGAACUGUCUGUAGCUACAUCACAAUUAUUUGCAAGAAUUAUUCCAAAAUAUUUAGAUGCAGAUUGUGUUCAAGUUGUGCUUGGAGGUGUUAGCGAAACAACGGAAUUACUCAAACAAAGAUUUGAUUAUAUAUUUUAUACUGGUUCCACUACAGUUGGAAAAAUAAUACGAGAUGCAUCAAAUAAAUUCCUAACACCUGUUACAUUAGAACUUGGCGGCAAAAGCCCUGUGUAUAUAGACAAUACUGUGGAUAUACAUAUAACUACGAAAAGAGUACUUUGGGGUAAAUUCAUUAAUGUGGGUCAAACCUGUAUUGCACCAGACUAUGUACUUUGUUCGCCAGAAGUACAAAACAAAUUUAUAAAUGAAGCACAGAAAAUUCUAAAAGAAUGGUAUGGUGAUAAUCCUAAAGAAAGUCCAGAUUUGGCACGUAUAAUCAAUGAAAAUCAUUAUCAUCGACUUGUAAAAUACUUAAGUGGAAAUGGUAGAAUAGCGAUUGGAGGAAACUGUGAUCCUACUGAAAAAUACAUUUCCCCAACUAUACUUGUGGAUGUUAAACCUACGGAUCCUGUCAUGCAAGAUGAAAUAUUUGGACCAAUAUUACCUUUUAUAAACGUAAAUAAUGCAUACGAAGCUAUUAAAUUUAUAAAUAGCCGGGAGAAGCCAUUAUCACUGUAUAUAUUUAGCAAUGAUAAGAAAACUGUAUCACUCUUGCUUGAUAAUACAAGUAGUGGUAAUUCUUGUGUUAAUGAUACAAUGAUGCAUAUCGCAGUUGACACUAUACCGUUUGGUGGAGUUGGUUACUCUGGUAUGGGAUGUUAUCAUGGAAAGUAUUCGUAUGAUACAUUUGUCCACAAAAAGGGUUGUCUCAUUAAGGAUUUCAACAAGUUGGCAGAAUCCUUGGCAUCAUGUCGGUAUCCACCAUAUACCGACAAGAAACUGUCCUUCUUAACAUCUAUGGUGGCAAAACGACCCAGUAUACCCGGAAUUAAAUAUAUUCCACAUCUUUUAGCAUUUGGUUUGGGAAUGCUGGUCACUUUUGGAAUUACAACUGCUCUAAAGGUACAUAAAGAAGGCAAUUUUAAUUCUUAUUACAAUGCUUCUUUACGAUACUUUAUAAAGCAUUAAUACUAUAUUCGCGCAAAGGUACUAUCUUUGAUAGCUUACCUAUAAAAAAUAUUGUAUACCAAUUUUCAGCCUUCUAUAUCAACCAGAAGGGUAGUUAUAGGGUAAAUUUGAAUUAUCAGUUUUUGUUUCAUUUUUCCUACUUAAUGAUACAUAAAAAUCGUGAAAAAAAUUGGGAGACGGUUAACGAAGUUGGUGAACAAAUAUUACGUGCAUUUCAUAAUAUUGAUAUUGUAUUAUUUUUCAUUUUCGGUAACUGGAACUGUAUAGAGUAUACUGUAUUUACAUGUAUAUACAAUGUAUUUUUAUAAUAUCACUUAAAAUCAUACUCUAGUCGUUGUUUAUUUUUCUAAAAAAUUUAAAAGGCACGGAUCUCGAUUAUAAUGUGGCUUUGAAUGAUGGUAGUAUAUAGACUCCUAAUGAUACAUGUAAUAUAUGCAAGGUGUAACAAAAUUGUUGCGCAUAAAUAACAGAGCGUGUACAACUCAUUAAACUGGGUAAAAAAACCACAAUGAACACGAGUUUAAAAUUCAAUGGUUUCCGAGAUACAAAUAGGUUUAGUUUGAAAAGAAAUGUAUGAGGACCUGAAACUAUUGCGUUUUAGACCCAUGUUCAUUGUGGUUGUUUUACUCGGUUUGGUGGGUUGUACACGCCCUGUCAUUUGUGUGCAAUAAUUUUGUUACACCUUGUAUAUUUUACAUGUAUCAUUAGGAAUCUGUAUAUAUUACCAUCAUGCAAAAUCACAUUAACUCCAACCAAUUGAGGUCCUUUCCUUAUGAAUGUAUCAUUAAGAAAAUUAGAACUACAAGUAUGUAUCAUAUUUACACACUUAAAUAAAGCCAAUGAAACUUGCAUAUACGAACACCAAUUAUUUUAAUUUUCCUUACCAGUCAUGUUUAAGGUAAUUGCCUUACUUAUAAAAUGAAAAAAUUAAAAGAUUAAUAUAUCUUUGUAAUUUAUACAUUUAUAGAUAGCACACUACACUUCUGUACAUAUCUAUACAUAGAUUCAUGUACAACUCUAUUAAAUGAGGCUAUGGAGAUACCAAA